CUUUGAGUUGAGUAGUGAGCAAGUUAAGGAGGAGUGGACUGUUUUGGGGAGUCUGUGCUCUCUCGUCCGAGUGCAGAAGAAAGAUGAGGGAAAUGAGCAAGAUGGCAGAGCUCAAGUUUGAAGCUCCCCUUGCCCAGUUCGAGAGCGAAGACCUGGAGGCCGACUUCGGCGAGUUCUCGUCCAACACGGCCAUGAGCAUCUCGGACAUUUCGUGCAAGGACAUGACCAGCUCGGUGUCCAGCGAGGACUCGCGCAACUCGAACCACCAGGUGAGCGGCCACUCGUUCUGCAGCUCGGCCAGCAACUCGCCCGUCCACCAGCUGUCCGAGCUGGACAACACGGACGCCAUUCGCCAGCAGCAGCAGCAGCAGUUGUUGUCCGACGACGACCUGGGCGCCGACGCCACCAACUCGAACACCGCGGGCGCCGCCGUCGCCGCCUCCACGUCCGACGACCUGCUCAACGAGACCUUCUCAGGGUCGCUCGAGGACUUGGUCAACACCUUCGACGACAAGAUCACCAAAUGCUUCGGCAACUUCGACGAGAGCGUCGAGAAACUGGCCCCUGUGCAGGUCAGGUCGCAGGAGGAGAUCAUGAACGAGUGCCAGAUGUGGUGGACGAUCACAGGCAACUUUGGCAACAUUCUGCCCAUCGACUGGUCCAAAACGUACGCGUGCAAAAUGCACAUCCCUGCGCUGCACCUCGACGAACACAAGCAGGACAAGUCGUCGCCGGAGGACGAAAUCCUGACCGACGAGGAGGACGCGGUGGCCAGCGACCUUGACAUGCACAAGCUCAUCCUAAACGGUCUGCAGGGUGGCGGCUGCGACGACGCAGAACCAGUCAAAACAGCUGAAGAAGUACUCCAGGAAAUCGACGAUAUUAUUCAGGAGACAAAUGGCCCGGACGAGUACACAGAAGAGGAGGUGCGAAACAAAAGAAGAGAAGUCCUUCACACACCCCUUUACGAAGAGAAGCUGAAGGCGCUGAACCUAACCCAGCUGAACGAGCUGUACAUGGAGAUGGAGGAGCUGAUUCGCGACUACUCGGAGACGCUGAUCGCCGAACUGGCCCUGCGGGACGAACUGGAAUACGAGAAGGAGCUGAAAAACACAUUCAUCUCGCUGCUGCUGGCCGUGCAGAACAGGAGGCGACAGCACAACGUCGAAAAGAAGCGCAACACCCGAAACAAUUCCGCCGCCACCUCGUCUGCCUCGUCAAAGAACAAUAACGGAAUCGAGUCGAAGUAUUUGACCACUGUCAUCCCCUACCACCUCAGCAACGGACCACCAAACAACCAAGCACUCCAGGUGCUUAUAAAAAUCCUGAAAGCCAUAAACGAGGACAGCCCUGCAGUACCAGCUUUGUUGACAGACUAUAUCCUCAAAGUGUUGUGUCCCACGUAAGGUGCGUGUGUCUGAGCUUCGCCCACGUCUAUAGUUGUUGAUCUUGUGACGACGCAGAGCAGUUUGCCUCUCUCUAUCUUCGAAUCUCCUACUCCCCGAACGCUUCUCGCACGUUUCACAAUUUUUAUCAAGAAUGUCGCCAUGUAUUCUUACCAGCUGGUCAGCGAAAUGUGCACUCUCACCUAUAUACCUACCUAAAGUCUACCUAAAAUUACGUAGGUGUUGUCGUUUGAACAAAAAAUACAAGCUGCUUGCUAAAUAUAAGAAUUCUGAAGGGAUAAUCGAGGUAGCUUUAAAUGCAAACAGAUUUUUGAUGAUCGCAUGAGCAAGGAGGACUAACGAUUAUCAUACUUCUAGAGUGCUUUUAGCCUUAAGAUAAUUAAAACCGAGAAAAACGUAAUGUGAGGUUAAUUGGCCUGAAGCGAUUUGUGCUGAAAAAUUCUUAAGCUUCGAUGCAAAAGUAAUAAGUGGCUAACAUACGACGAGCAUUUCAUUCCUCGAUUCCAGUUUUGUGUCCAGCAGGUCGCAAAAUAUAAAUAUUGCAUUUAAAAAUAUUUUUGAAGUAUUUGCCUCUUUUGUUGAUUCGAGACAAAGAAGAAGAAGAAGAAGAAAAAUCUGACUGACUGACGUUUUUUAAAGAAAUAAUUUUUUUGUUAGUCAAAAUUUUGAGACCUCUUAGAUAUGAGAUUCAGGACCAAGAAAUGGAAAUGCUCAACAAUUAUAAUCCUCAACUAGGUGUUACCAGCAACUCGCACUUUGGAACAAAUGGAUAAAAAAAAAUCAAUACUCCUUUCUAAACACACACACACACAAGUAAUACCAAAACGAUUGAUUUAAUUGAAUUGUACAUAAUGCAAGCCGAGGGCAGAUUAAUUUUGAUAUUAUUGUAUGUGUACGAGAACGAUCUCAACAAGUGAACUGUUUUUUGUGGCAAGAGAACAAAAAUGUGUCCUACUAUCAGUGUAAUACUACUCGCUAGGAUUAAUAUAAUUAUUAUUUGACUGGA
This is a messenger RNA of Neocloeon triangulifer, 2412 nucleotides long. It is a transcript of the gene Unc-76, whose product is annotated as fasciculation and elongation protein zeta-2. The coding region runs from base 84 to 1406 and encodes 440 amino acids. The record is from RefSeq and is a predicted model, not a curated record. NCBI's taxonomy places the organism in Eukaryota, Metazoa, Arthropoda, Insecta, Ephemeroptera, Baetidae. Gene Ontology annotation, cellular component: axon; cytoplasm. The transcript is spliced from 8 exons.